This is a messenger RNA of Sclerotinia sclerotiorum 1980 UF-70, 4104 nucleotides long. RefSeq lists its product with no specific name. Bases 1 to 4104 code for a protein of 1367 amino acids. The transcript has 3 exons. The record is from RefSeq and is a predicted model, not a curated record. Gene Ontology annotation, cellular component: cytoplasm. NCBI's taxonomy places the organism in Eukaryota, Fungi, Ascomycota, Leotiomycetes, Helotiales, Sclerotiniaceae.
AUGGAGCUGGACGAUAGUUGGGAUCCUGAUCCCUUACCAAACAGCAGGGUAGGGAAUCAUUCUCAGCCUCGUCACAAAGGGCAAGCUGCGCGCAACUCUAAGAUGCAAUCUCAAUACUAUCAACACUCGCAAACUUCUCACCCACAACACAGCGAUCACAAUGCGCCUAUCAACCUUGAUAAUGAGUCGUCCGAUGAUGAAAGCUCAUCUAAUGAAUACCCCAUUCUCGUGCAACAACCACAAGCUACUCAUAAGAGAAUGAGAAGUCCCAUUCAGCCGGUGCCGGAUGGACGGAAACGGCAUCAGAGCGAACACCCGAGUGGGAUUGGUCGCUGUCGCAAGACAAACAUAGAGGAGGCUAUGCAUGAUCACUAUCCACAUGUCCUGCAGUCUCGUAAAAAGUUGGUGCCCCGCAAUGACAUUCGAUAUCAGGCCACUGAGAACAAGCAUCAUAGUGGAUAUUUCGAUGUUGAAAGUACCUUGCCAAAAAGUAGAAAGUCAGAUCCGCGCAGAAAUUCACGCACAGGAGAUGCAUAUCAAGAUCAAGUCUAUGUGGAAGAGGGAGAUUUCGGUGAGCAGUUCAUUAGGGAAUCUAGUUUUAUUGCAUAUAAGGGCAAUUCCUUUGCAAAAGAGCGCAUGAAACAAGAGCACAUGGAACAAGAGCGAAAUUACAAUCCUGUGCCACCUGGCACUUUCACUCAUGAACCGACCGGCCAAUAUCAUCAACAAUCUACAAGGGCAAACCACGAACUAGUGCUCACACCAAAGGCAAGGCAGCGUCUUGAUUAUUCUCGCGCGCAAAGUGUUGGCCCGAGGAGUUCAUAUGACGAUAGUGGAAAUCUGUACCCAGGCCCCGAAAAUAGUAUUUCUAGUGCUAGAAAUCUGAGAAAAAGACAGGAGCUCCAGCUUGCCUCACCGAUAUGGCCAGGCCGUGAAUAUGUCAUGCAGAAACCUUCUUCUUUGCACAGAAAUCAAGGGAACAAUGAAAAGCUUACCUUUGCGGACUUGACCCCACAUACCCCAAGGAAACCACCAGCGAGAAGCAGCUCCGUUACUCCUAGUGGAGCGCAAGCCGUUGCAAACCAGCCCAAAGAAUAUAAUUAUGGUUUUAUUGAUGAUGACGAUAUCAAUGAAACACCGUUGGAAGAAGCACUUCAGGGCAGGCCAAACUUCCAGACGAAUAUUCAGAACGCCCCGAUGGACCUCAUGAGAGCUUUACCAAAGUCCAGUGCAUUUCGAAGGAGCGAUUCUGAAGCAGCAAAAUAUAUCUAUCAAAGCCCUUCUGGAGGUUCAAGAGGAGCAGACGCUUCAAAUAUCACCAUUGAUCUCGUGACGCCUGAAAGAGCUGUCAGUGCCCGUGCUUCGAUGCCUUUUAUACCUCACCAUUGGACUCCGGCAAGAAGAGGCCCUAUCAAAGUGUCGAAUACUCGAGAAAGCUUUAUGCAGGAUGGCCCUGGUGCUAAUGGAGUUGAAACUUUUGCGGGGGAUGCUCAAGAACGACAAGCAGCUGCCUCUAGCACUAGUAAAGUACAAAGCCCUGAAGAAAUUGCUCGACAGAGACAAGCAGCGAAGAAAAUCGUCAACAGAGAGCUCAUCGCUGAUCGUGAGGCUCUACAAAAAGAUCUUUUCGGGGAAGUUGUUAGUGAGACCGAGGAGGAAAAGCGAGAGCGCGAUGAGGCCAAACGUCUUCAAGCUCAGAGAUUGCGAGAAGCCAAGGAGAAACAAGAUGCCAUUGAUGCCAAGGUCAAACGACAGAAGAAUGAAUUGAAGGCUCAAAAAGAGCGUGAUAAGAAGGAUGCUGAGCAGCGUGAGAAGAACAAAGACGUAGCCUCAAGGAAAGCCAACCGCGAUGCUGACCGCCGUCAUCAGUCUUUGAGGGAAGCACAGAACGCAGAAAAGAGACGCAAAGAUGCCCAUAACAAAUUACAGGCGAAAAAAGAAGAAUUGGCUGCGCUGAAAGCUCUCGAGGAACAAAAGCAGAUUUCGGAUAGAGAAAACAGAGAGCAAAUGAACAAAUUGGAACGCGACUUUCAAAGGCUUGCUGCUCAGGUGACAGCACAAACAGCUGCCUCAUUGAAACCUGCGAGGAAGUCCGCGACUGAGAAUGGAGCUACGAACACAGAGGAAACUUCACCUCUGCAAGCCACCCUUCCAACAAACAUGGAAGUCGAUAAUGAAGAUUCAUUGUUCUUUCCAGAGACGCAAAUAACACCUGUUGAAGCUUCUUCAGAUGUACAGGUCACAAACCAGACUCAGAUCCCAGAAGCUGUUAAUAGUGACUCCACUAUGGUCCCAUCUGUAGAGCAAGAUCAAUCUCCUGCUAGUAUCGCCGAGAUCUUUGCCAAGACCAUACCCAACACUAGUGGUGGCAACGUUGAAGACAGAGAAGCGGAACGUGAAGCUACUCGCAAAAAGAGACCAGGUGAACAUGCAGCUGCAAAACGAAAGCGUGAGAAAUCUGUAGCCGCUGACCCAAGUCCAAACACCACUGCUGAUGGGAUUGAAGCUAGUCGGAAGAAAAUCAGGGCCGAAACGAAAGCUCGGAUAGAUGCAUUGAAAAAGAAAGAAUUGGAUGCAAAAAGGGAUACAAUUUAUCAGAAGAAGACAGUUGAAUAUCGCAAGAAGAAAGAAAAGGAGUUUAGGGAUAAGGCUCGCCAAGAUGGUAGGGAGCUUGGUGAGGCUGAGCUGGAAACCAUGCUUGACAAGCUCAUGGAGAAGCGAGAACGGGACAAAAACAGAAGAAAUAGACGUCGUUCGGGAGAAAAUCCUUCAAGUGAGCAUGAGAAUGAAGCUGUUCCAAAUUCUAGUCUGCCCAAUGGACUUGGUACGGCCGCGCAAGUUUCAUCUUCAGAUACUGCCAGCGAAACCAAUCAUGUGCAAGAAGACGACGAUCCUAAGACCCAGGCUCGACAAGACCAUAAAGUCAGAACAGCCGAAAGCUUGAAGGCAUUGGCUGAAUCGCAUGCCGCUCGACGUUGUCAAACAUCAUCAGUGAAGGAGUUAGGACCACUCUUUAGCGACUCAUCAUCCUCUGAGUCCGAGGAGGACCCUGACGAUGAAGAAACGACACAGCGUUACAUUGAAAAUGUCCGGAAAAAUGUUGAUGUUACGAAAGCUAACAACACCUUUGACGAAGUACAAUCAGGAACUCCUGUCGUGGAAGAGGUCGAUCUCGAGAAAGAUUUCGAAGCAGCCUUCGAAGAAGAGCUACUUAUUGAAAGAGGAACUGAAAUGGCAGCCACUGCACUCAACACCGAUGAUCAUAGUGCGCAAGUUUUCGAGCCAAUGCCUGAUAUGACUCCAUAUUUUGAAGGCUCAUUAACUCAAGCGUCCUCUUUCACUUUAGCAGAGCAAUCGACACAGCUCACAACACCAAGCCAAAUAUCCCAGCCGGAGCGUGAGAAGCCUCAAAAGUCUCCAUCAUAUUCCAUGGUCAAUGUAUAUAUGGUAAUGACACAAUUAAUUCUUCACGAACAUGAAGACGAAGCCGCCCUCAAGAAAAAGUUCUUUGAUGUAGAUAAGGCCAACAGAUAUGCUCAGACUCUCGUCAACGAAUACAGGACCAAAAAGUACAUGCAGCAAGAGAUUGUGGAGAAGUGGGACAGGGAGUAUAACUAUUCCUGUCAAAUCACCCACAAUGACCACAAAAUCACCAAGGUUUUCGUCAAAGCCGUGCCAAUGAAUCCCAAAGAUAUCGAUAAAUUUGAUCCGCAUCAGAUUAAUCCUAGAUUUGCCAAUCAAUACUAUACGGUUCGAUAUGAGAAGAUAAUAGAGAAACUUGACCCUGAGACCCAGAAGGUCUGUAUGAUAGAGCGGACCAAUGGAAUUAUCGAUGACAGCAAACUUUACACAGCGUUGGAGAUGGCUAAUCAUGCCGCCGCCGAGUACUUCCUCGAAAUUAUAAAACCUAAGGAAGGAGUUGAAGAACAUCAUAAUUUGUACUAUGAAGAAAUCCUUCCACAAGUAAGGGAAGGGAGAGACGAUUGCGCGAAAGGAGAUCAAAUGUUUCAGUGUGAUUUGAAUAACGAAAUGGUUCCUUGGGCGGACUUCAAAUCCUUUAAGGUUGAGGUGGAAGCCUCCAAGACUGAAGGACCUAUUAAUUAA